ACACGUUUCUCUAGAAGGGAAGAACGAAUAAUUAAAGCUUCAACCUAAAUCUAUUUCAUACAAGUUUUUAUAUUCAGACUUUCGAUACAUAACGAUCAAGAUUGCAGACAUUACUUCAAAAAAGAAUAUAACUACGUCAUACACAUGUUUAUCGAUGUCUUUAAAUUCUGCUAAGUCGCUGGUGUUCCUGACUGAUUCAGGCAACCCAUUCCAUUCUCUAAUGACACGAACGAAUUUCUCCUAGCGAAGCAUUAAAAGCCGGAAUGGUUCAGUGUCUACAUAUUAGGAUUGCCACGUGGAAAGUCUGGUUCCUACCCUUCCUCUGCGUUUCUUCUACAGACUUUCGAUCAGACUGCCCAACAAACUGGUUUGGACCAAACUGCCAAUUCAAAUGCCAUUGCAACAAUGGCUGUUCUCUGACUGGGGAGUGUACGACUGACGACGUGUGCGAAGGCGGAUACUUCGGCUACCACUGCCAGUACCGUGACCUUGCAAAAGAAUUAGAUCAAACGGCCCCAGAACUCACAGACAAUGAAGACACUACAUGCCUUAACGAUAACCCGCAGUCCGUCUCGAUGCAGAUGCUGCCUGGACCAUUUUCCUUUUUUAGAGUUGUUGUGAACAAAGCAAGAGCAGAGGCUGUGGAUCUGAUCACUUUUGAACUUCUGAAUUUUAAUACAAAAGUUACGUGUGAAGAUGGUAGUUACUCCUAUAAAACAGAGUUAUUCAUCAAAUACUUCUACUGUAUGACCGCAACGAGUGUCACCCACUUGGUGCUUUCUGGAAACGGAGUUCCAUAUCUCUGCACAGUCAACAUUGGCGGGGGUCGUAACCUCGCUUUGAAAGGCGCCUUCAAAUAUUCAUCCAUCUUUGAGGAAGGUAUCAAUGUGGCUGGCGGAGUCGACGGCGAGUAUCCUAGAAACGGAAUUUUUGAAAACUCGAUGUGUUUUCAGGCCAAUAUGUCGCAGGAAUAUUCUUUCUAUCAAGUCAAUUUUCAAGUUCCCGUACUGAUCGACUACUUUUUGCUCAUCAACAGACCAGAACCACAAUUUCUGAUGAGAAUGAAGAAUUUUGAGCUGAUCAGCAUUGAUGACAUGAACCAAACUCUCAUGCGUUUUGUAGAGGACGAUCCAGCGUUUUCCAACUCGAUUGUGUACAAAGUUGCCCACACCAGCAACCAGAUUCCACUUCUAUCUUUCAGAGUCCAGAAACAUAGGCUAAAUCUAAUGGACGUCCUUCAGUUUUGCGAAGUGGAGGCAUAUGGAGAUUGUCCCGAGGUCAUGGUAGGCUUGGACUGUGCUGAUCUUUGCAAUUUCAAAUGCGUAGACCAGAGAUGCGAAACUUCAGGAAGAUGUGUUCAGUGUCACGCAGGUUUCUAUGGAGAACAUUGCGAUUUAGAAUGUCUACAUUGUGCAAGUCGGAACUGCACACGAAGAGAGGGCUACUGUAUUGAUGGUUGUCUUCAAGGCUAUCAUGACUCGAACUGCACCACUGUAUGUGACAAGGGGACUUACGGAUUAAACUGCAGCAUGAAAUGUGGCGACGACUGCCCAACUAGCUGUUCCCCAGAUACUGGUGUCUGUUUAAAUUGCCCGAAAGGAAAAUUUGGCUCAAAAUGUAAUUAUGAUUGCAGCCCUAAUUGUGGUGGCAGCGGCGCUUGUGAAGCAACCUACGGAUAUUGUACUGAAGGCUGCGAAGAAGGAUAUUAUGACUACGGCUGUACCGAAGAAUGUAGCAUGCAUUGCAAACCGCCAUGUUCUCAGUCUGAUGGUUCCUGUCCUAAUGGUUGUCUCCAUGGCUACACUGGUACUCGCUGCACAGUAGUCUGUCCUCCUUUCUGUGGCGGAAACAAAAGCUGUGAUCUGACUACAGCACAUUGUGCAGACGGUUGUAUGAAAGGCUAUUGGGAUCCGAUCUGCAGCAGUACGUGUUACAAUUGUGUAGAGGACACAUGCGACCAGUAUACGUCCCUAUGUACUAUCGGAUGUAAGGCAGGUUUCACAGGGAGCAACUGCUCAUCAGCCAUGUAUUCUACAAUGAGUGAUGCUGAAGGGAACGUCCAUAUCUUCCUAUCCUUGGGUAUCAUCAUCAUAGUGCUCACCCUAAGUCUAGGGCUCCUUUGCAGGAAAAAGGAACCAAAUUUUCCACCCAUCAGUGAAUUUUGACAAGAAAAACUUAUUUUUGUUUUGUUGUUUUAUGUAUCUCAUCAAAUUUGUGUACUGUCUGGUUUUGUUUUUGUUGAA
Molecule: messenger RNA, 2243 nt
Organism: Biomphalaria glabrata
Lineage: Eukaryota; Metazoa; Mollusca; Gastropoda; Planorbidae
Product: multiple epidermal growth factor-like domains protein 10
Exons: 16
Coding region: 264-2165 (633 amino acids)
Molecular function (GO): scavenger receptor activity
Source: RefSeq, a predicted model, not a curated record